Laetiporus sulphureus 93-53 is the source of this 294-nucleotide messenger RNA. RefSeq lists its product as uncharacterized. Lineage: Eukaryota; Fungi; Basidiomycota; Agaricomycetes; Polyporales; Laetiporaceae. The record is from RefSeq and is a predicted model, not a curated record. The transcript has 2 exons. The annotation marks the transcript as partial.
CAGAGAGACGGGGACUUGGAUACCUCCUAUGAAGGUCUGCUCCGUCUGUCGACCAUAGUUGGCGAGGCGAGACCGCGGGGCACAUCUGCUCAAAUCGUCUCUUCGCUGCCGAGCGGCGUAUACAGGGAUUGGGCUAUACCUGGUGAAAGUGAAGAGCGUUGCCCUAUAUGUUUGGAUGACUAUCAACAAGAAGACCCAGUGCUCAAGGUCACCGAUUGCUCACAUUGGUUCCAUAAGGCAUGUCUCGAGGUGAGAGAGUGUGCGCAGAUAUCAUCAGACCGUAUGUGUUACUGA